Molecule: messenger RNA, 1482 nt
Organism: Aspergillus steynii IBT 23096
Lineage: Eukaryota; Fungi; Ascomycota; Eurotiomycetes; Eurotiales; Aspergillaceae
Product: MFS general substrate transporter
Exons: 4
Coding region: 1-1482 (493 amino acids)
Biological process (GO): transmembrane transport
Cellular component (GO): membrane
Molecular function (GO): transmembrane transporter activity
Source: RefSeq, a predicted model, not a curated record
AUGAAUGAAAACACACCGCUUCUCUCUAGAUCACCAUCCAAUGAAGACCCCCAGACUUACCGACACCAUGUAAUCUCCGUCUGGCAAACAUGGCGAAUCCCGAUCCUUUGUUACAUCGCGGCUCUAUGCCUCGACUUUGCAGAGACGAUGCGCGCGACGCCGAAAACGCAGCUUUACGAAUCCAUUCUCUGCGAGCGCUUCUAUACACCAAAGCCGGAGGAUCCAUCUGGACUCGUUCUCGAGAUCACAGACCGCAUGUGUAAAGUGCCGGAGGUUCAAGGAGCGCUGGUAUCGAUGCAGGCAUGGCUGAAAAUGGGCGAGAAUUUGACCGCUCUCAUCGUGGCCAUUCCAUUUGGCAAAUUGUCCAAUACCAAAGGCCGAACUCUCGUUCUCAUCCUCGGGAUCCUCGGCCAAAUCCUCGCAGACGCCAGCAUAGUCGUGGUAUGCUAUUUCCACAACAUCGUACCACUCGAGCUCCUCUUUGCCUCGGUAGCUUUGCGCUCUAUUGGUGGAGGAACGGUGGUCCUGUCGGCAAUCGUGCACGCCAUUAUCGCGGACGUGGUCUCGGAGGAACGACGAGCGCAAGCCUUUUUCUAUCUCGCGUCGACUCAGCUGGUAUCUGAGGUGAUUGCGCCGCUGCUAGGGUCGACUCUCAUGGAGACCAGUGUCUACAAUCCAUUGUUACUGGGGUUUCCGUUGCAAAUUCUCUCCAUUGCGGUCGUCUGGGGCAUCCCGAACUCAACGAGGUUUCAAAAAGAUGGCGAUGAGCAGCAGACCAGCCAAGGGACCAGUGGGCAAGAAUCUCGAGCAGAAAAUCUUCUAUCACGUAUAAAAUCACUGGCGAGAUUUAUGCAGGCUCAAACCGGGGUUAUUCUGAUCGGGGUGUCGUUUCUUUCGUCAAUGCUCGCGGGAGAAUCUCUGGAUUAUUUGGUGCAGUAUGCAUCGAAGAAAUUCGAGUGGAGCCUUGCAGAGGCGAAUUAUCUUGUGUCCUUCCGAGGCAUCAACAACCUGGUCCUCUUUCUACUCAUCCUCCCAAGCAUCACCCGCACACUGACAUCGCGACACCAUUUCUCGCCCAAAGAUGUAGAUCUGUGGACAUCCCGAGUGAGCUCGAUAUUUGGCAUCGUAGGUGCAAUCUUCUUGGGUCUGUCCCCUUCGGCGACAACCCUGACCCUUUCCCUUGUCAUUUUUACUCUUGCCGCUGGAUUCUCGGCUUCCAUCCAGUCGUACGGGACAUCGCUUGUCCGAGUGGUUGAUAUCGCACCGUUUUAUUCCUUUCUUGCGGUCGCCAGGAUCGCUGGAACACUAGUUGGGUCGCCUCUUCUGGCGGCUGCAUUCAAUGUCGGGCUAAAGCUCGGCGGAGCAGGUCUCGGGAUGCAUUUCUACCUAUCGGCUGGAUUUUUCAGCAUUGCCGGACUGGGUGCUUGGGCUGUUGGAUUGUUCGAUAGGGGGGAGAGGGGAGAGGAUGAGGAUGGGGUUUAA